Daldinia loculata is the source of this 3140-nucleotide messenger RNA. RefSeq lists its product as uncharacterized. The transcript has 11 exons. The record is from RefSeq and is a predicted model, not a curated record. Bases 1 to 3117 code for a protein of 1038 amino acids. NCBI's taxonomy places the organism in Eukaryota, Fungi, Ascomycota, Sordariomycetes, Xylariales, Hypoxylaceae.
AUGGAGCUUGUUACAAUUUUUCGGAGGAAACAGACCACGAAAUCAUGGGUACUUAGACCUCCUAGACUUCGUACUUGCUUCGUGUCUGAACCUGUUCCCAAAAUCUUUGCUCACGGGUUAUUUAUUCUACAUCCUCCUCCCGAGUUACCCGCUGAGCAAGAACAGAUAUAUGUGGACAUCGUUGCAGUUCAUGGAUUAAACGGCAGGGCAUGGGAGACAUGGAAGGAUGAGGAAAGUGGCAUACUCUGGUUGGAGGAUUUUCUUCCAGAGGCGAUGCCAAACGCUCGUAUUAUGACAUUCGGAUAUAACUCAAAUUUGCUCUUCAGCAACUCGACAGGCAGAAUUGAAGAUUUUGCUAGAGAUUUAUUGAAUAGAUUAUGGGUUAUGAGACAAGGACAGAGAACCGAAAACAGACCGCUUGUGUUUAUAGCUCACAGCCUUGGGGGGAUAGUCGUCAAAAAGGCGCUUAUCCUAGCUCAUGAGAACCAUCAUCAUUUUGGUGAUAUUCUCUCUUAUACGAUUGGUAUUGUGUUCAUGGGAACCCCACACCGAGGGUCUCAGAUUGUAGAUUGGACAUCCUUUCUGCAGAACCUCAUCCAUAUCACGUCCGGAACACAUCUUAUAAGGACCGAUCUCCUCCAAGAACUCAGCACCCACUCCUCAACUCUGCUUGAAAUCUCGAGGUCUUUCUUGCCCCGCUCAACUGGACUGAAAAUCAUGUCAUUUAUUGAACUACAAAUCGAGCGUCCUCUAACUACUCUAGUUGUACCUGAAGAAUCUGCGCGACUCAAUCUUCCCAAUGAGAGAGUCUUCCCAGUCAAUACCCAUCACCGCAACAUUUGCCGUUAUUCUUCAAAGAACGAUCAGACAUAUGUCCUUGUGGAGGGUUCUCUCAAAGAUAUUAUGCAUAUAGGAAGUGACUCCUCUACUCCUACUAUACUCAAUAAAUCAUCUGUAAUUGGAGGUCCAAGACAUACUCAGCCUAUGUUUGGUAUCACGGAAAGGAUUGAAGGACGAGUGUGGUUGGUCGAGCAUUCAGUAUUCUCUUCGAUAUCUGAAAGUCCUGGCUUCAGCACGUCGAACGGCAUUGGACAACUCUCCCAUAAUGAGAACCCUGAGAAAGAUGUACCUAUAAACAUGACUGAUACUUCCUCCGAGUAUAAGAAAUUCAAGAUUCGAGUUUCAGGUCUACAGCGGUUGGGAUUAGGAUCGGAGGGGGAACGUAACGAGGACACUAUAACCCUGGAUGUCAGUGGCAACAUGACAUUAUACAACUUAGGACGUCAUCUAUCUGAUAGAAUAUGCUUUAAGUUCCCUGGUCAGUCAUUGCCCAUAUCAUAUGAAUGGAUAGACGUCUUCACAAUUCCAAUUCAAGUGACUAGCGGUCGUCCUUGCUACAAAGAAUCAGCAGGGUAUAAAAUCAACACCGAGCAAUCCAUUGCAGCGUUCAUUAGCAGAACAUUCCCAGAUCCAAUUUCAGCUAAACUCCGUCAAUAUCCCCAGCAGAUACAAUCCAGUACUGGCAUGUCUCACUCUGUUAUAGUCGGAAGAAGCAAUGGCCCAAAUCUUCACAUAUCCCUUAUGCGGACCAUUCGCGUAAAAGGAGGUGAGGGCCAGUAUACACCACCAAUAGGAUUGGGGACUUUCCCUCUAUUCGAUACCUUCUCACACAAGGACAAACUCCCUACUAAUGUAGCAGCGAAAGGUGGCUUAUUCUUUCCGAUGCACGAAAGAGAAGCAAUGUGGAUGUGUUUUGAUUGUGACGAAUCCACCGACUUUGCUAUCCGCCCCUUUGUCGGAGGCAUCAACGGAAUUACUGGGGACAAUAUCCUUUCAUACAGCUCUGAACCCGAGAGUUCUAUUAAGGCGGCGCGUCAGGACUAUAUUGCAGUCCCAGCACAAACCCGGCUAGAUGGAAUCUCUAGUCAUCCUGGAGUUGUUAAGCAGUUCGUUGCUACGAGAUUAUCGACAGCAGAACAACACCAGGGACCUGGAACAUUGACUUUAUCCACUUCCAAUUCAGCACCUAGCGAAAGGAACGUACAGAGAGCAGGUACAAUAGCCGGCGAAAGCCGAACAAUCGAAUGUCAAAUGACGGGAAAGGAUGAAAUAGGCGGGAUCCAACUGCAGGUUAUCCCUAAGUUUGAGACGAAACGGAUCUUUGCGGGCAGUAUGAAAGAUGUCUGUCCUACAUACAUCGGGGGCCCCUUAGAGUCUUACCAACCCGUCCCGACAGAUGCGAAAGUAUAUGAUGUUUUGAAAACUCCUCGGGAACUUGGACUACAUGAUGGUGAUACCAUUCAUGUUAAGACUCUUCAAGAAUUCAAUCCUGGUCUCAGGCGAACAAAGCUUGUACAGGAUCUCAUAGCAGAAGCACCGAAACCACCAGGAGGCCCAUAUGACAUAGAUCUCAUAGCAGAAGCGCCGAAGCCACAAGGACGCUCAGGUGGCAUAGAGCUGAGAGUUCAUGGGGAAAUUAAAUGCCGUAAAGCUCGAUAUAGGGCAGGUAGGGCAAAGCCAAUGGGUUGGGGCAAUAAUAUUAAGGUAGAGGGAUUCUCUUCAUUAGUAGUGAUGGUCGGCAGAGCAGAAGUUUUCCGCGGGUCUCCGAGACAUGCUUCGGAAUUGAAAGAAAUACUCUGCAGUACGCUUGGAAUCAUUCCACAUCGUCAAGUAUUUAAACGUAACGGAAUCGAAUUUCCAAACGACGUGAUUCUCGAGCUCGUCGUACUUCCAUACCCGCAGCCUACUCUUGGCAUUGGGGCAGGGGGCAACAUCAUCCAGCACAUUCACCCUGACAAUUCGGAUCCGCGACUAUGGGAUCUUGCAAGUUCUAAGAUUCUUCACAUUCAAAUUUUGAAUGCAGAAGUGUUCGGAUCUAUCGUCAGACCCCUGCCCUCGGAAACGCGUAUCGGUUCCAAGACUGACCGCGGAAAAGGAAAAGAGCGUGAUAUCUCCACCGGUGUCUUCGAUGGUCUUAUGAGUGUGGAAGAGCCGGAUGGAAUAGAAGUAGCUGAUGAGGAAACCGAGAACUGCGAUGAUAGUGUGAGGAUCACCAUCUCUCCUAUAACUCUGCUCGAAGCAGACCAGACGAUCCCGCAGUUCAAAGGACAGUAUUGAUAGAUAUCUAAUAUAGGGAGUGU